AUGAGAUUGCGUUUUGGAGUGCUAUUAUGCGGACUUCUUGCAGCCGUGCAGAUGGCAAAAUGCAUAUACAUGACGCACGAAGAGAUGCUGGCGUGCCAGAACAAGGAGGUGGGCCACGUGGGCGGAAAGCCCGUGUAUGUGAACACGUGCUGGGGCGGGCACCCGGUGUGCAUAGCGCAGCUUUGCCGGCUGGGGUAUGUGUACAAAAUGCGGGCGCACUCGUGCAUGGUGAACACAAGCUUCAGUCUGGCGCCGGACAGGCGCUUAGACGAGCAUACAUAUACGAGAGAGCCGGAGAAGGACUGGCUGCAUUCGGGAAUGGCUGCUAGCGAUGGUGGAUACAGCGUGGAGUUUCACAGGGCGCUGCUGCAGAUGUUUGGGCUGCGGAAAUCUAGCGGGCCGGAGUACGACUGCCUGACAGUUGAGUGCGCGCGCGCAGGCUCUUUUAUUCAGUUCCUCCGGAUGGGCUGCAAGACGCAAACAGAUUCGCACUAUGUGCUGGCAGCGCUGCUGCUCCUGUGCGAGGACGUGAACGUGCCGAUUGAGCUGGCCAAAGACAGAGUGACUAUAAGAAAAAGAAAAGGCAGCAAGGACGUGUUGGUUGACGCCCGCAUGGGAGGGGAAGCUUUAGGCAGCAGAAAAUGGCAGGUUUCCGAGGCUUGGCAGGUAAUAAACUUCUUCAAGCAGUACAGAGACACACACAAGAUGCCGAGCACGUAUGAGGGCUUCCAAAAGGGCGGCUUUCUGGAGAGCCCGCAGCUCCUUAUUCUCACGUACAUCGGCGAGUAUGUGAAAAACGCCGAAGAGCUUAUGUCUGUGAUGGAGUGUGCGUUCAAGAUUGUGGAAGGCAUGGGACUGACUAAAAACUUUAAAUACCCGAGCAGCGUGGUCAACCGGCUUUUUGUGCCUGCGAGCGGUCUGCCUGAGGCCCAGGCGUAUCUUGCGCCGUUUCUAAAGGCAUUUCCUGCUUUAGCGGCCUUGGAGCGCUUUGAAGAGUUUAAAUGCUUUCAAAGAGGAGCAAGGUGGUCAAAUCAAACAAAAUAUGCCUCAGACGGGGAGGAGGAAUACAUGGACGACCGUGGCACAAACUGCAGGUUUAUUAGCGAGUGCCUGCUUUUGUCUUUUCUUGCGUUUGACUCCGAAAAAUAUGCGCACAGCCUGGAGGGCCUUCUGAGUGGGGCCGAGAACACGGAGGAGGUGGAGAAAACCAGGGCGUUUUUUGGUGAGCUGCAGACGUGCAUUGAAAAAAAGUGCUCCUCUUUGGGAUUUCCCAAUAACACACAAAAGAAGAGGUACAGGGACCUGUGGGUCAAGAUGAACACGCAGUUUAAGCGGGCGCUGGGGAAUGCUGCGCCGACAUUCCUAAACAAGAUGCGCGUGCUUGCGCAGAUGACGGGGCGGCCGCAGGCCGUGGUGGACAGGCUUACAGCACACCAAGCGACCAUGGACGCCAAAAGAAGCACAGAGUUGACCCCUGAGGCGAUUGAGUGCGUUCGGGCGCUGCUGUGCUCAAUAUCAGUAGACAAAGAUGUGAAGGUGACCAUUCAGAAGCAAAUGGAUCGCUCAGAGCCCAAAGGCUAUCUUUUUAUAGUAAAGCAUGCAAAAUUAUGCGCGUGCAUCGAGCAAAUUCUGGAUAUGUCGUUCUGUGAAAGCAGCUCCUCGAAGAUAUCUAUUUCGCUGCCAUGGUUUAGCGCUUCUGACAAAUUGCAGGAAAAGCUGGACGUGGAGCCCGCAAAAUACAGACAGCAUGGGCUGUUUUCAAGCUUUGUGCUUGCGGAAUGCAUGCACCAGAUGGCGAUAGGGGCAGUCGCGCGGAGCCUUUCAUACGCAACAACCAAAGAGCUGCGGGAGGCUGCGAGAAAGGCGGUCGAGCACAGCGCGGACCGGCCAAACCGGGUGCUUUUUUCGCUGCCGGCUGCAGGCGAGGACAUCAGAAAAGAGCUUGUAUCUGCGCUUGUGCUGUAUGCCGAGCAGAAGGAGAUUAUGCUGACUCCAGAACACCCAAUAAGCCGGCUGGCUGCAAAUGUGAUGGGAAGCAUCGACCUUGGCGACAUGGCAGCGCAGUGUAGGGUCUUGGGAGUGCCUGUGGUCACCGGGGCUCUGCAGAAAUUGUGUCCGACGGUGCAGCUAUCUGACCGAUUGCAUCGGGAGAUUUGGAGUUUGCAGAAAUUUGCCGACUAUGACGGGCUGUAUCCUGCAAAAGAGGCGCGCGUGCUUACACACCGAAGCAUGAUGCAGUAUUUCCGGGAAUACGCCGUGAGAACAGGCAAGCCGCUGUACAUGUGCGAGAUGCUGAAAGAUGCUGCUAAGAGGUGGUCAAUUCAGUGGAUGCGUCUAUCUGUGGACAAUCCGUGGAGAACGCUGGGAGAGAUCCGUGCGCUUUUGCGGGCAAAGCACACGGGGGAGGAUUUGCAGAGGGCUGAGGCUCUGAUUGCGCAGCUGCGGCAGGUCUGGGCGGAAUACUUCCAGUAG
Nematocida major is the source of this 2472-nucleotide messenger RNA. RefSeq lists its product as uncharacterized. The record is from RefSeq and is a predicted model, not a curated record. Lineage: Eukaryota; Fungi; Microsporidia. Bases 1 to 2472 code for a protein of 823 amino acids. The transcript has a single exon.